This is a messenger RNA of Nematolebias whitei (Rio pearlfish), 328 nucleotides long. RefSeq names its product tRNA (guanine(10)-N2)-methyltransferase homolog. Gene Ontology annotation, cellular component: cytoplasm. The record is from RefSeq and is a predicted model, not a curated record. Lineage: Eukaryota; Metazoa; Chordata; Actinopteri; Cyprinodontiformes; Rivulidae.
GUAUAGCGAGGAAGUGAUUCCCGUUCAUCCUUGUCUUCGGAUCAUCAGCAACUGUGAGCAGUUCCUAUCCACCCACACUUCACGACGCCUAAUCACUAUGGAGAAAAUCAAAGAGCCAGAGGAGUUGGAUGGCCUCACUCAUCCGAUGGACGCCGGCGUCAGCCUCUACCAGGGACACAACACCUUCAGAGAGAAAUAUUUUAGUGGACGGAACAAAAGGUCUGGCAGGGAGGACACAAGAUCAGAUGUUGAUGAAAAAUAAACUUUGUUAAAGGCCUUUAGCAAAAUCCUUUUAACUUGUUCAUAUUUAUUUGUUCAUUUAGGUCAU